AGAAAGAAAUAAAGUUGUAAAAAGUCAGUUAAUCGUUCUUGUUUUCUUGUCUUUGUAAAACUGAUUCAUCAUUCCAAUUAAUGAACAGAACCAUUAAACAUCAAUAAUUGGCCAUUUGCCAACUUGCUUGCCACCCCAAGCUCUCUCUCUCUCUCUCUCUCUGUAUGUGUACUGAUGUAGCCCUGCGAAUCAACUAAGAAGACCAAAGAUGUAACCCCUUUGGCCUUUGGUUUUGGUGUUUGCAAUCCUCUCUCUCAUACAUACUUGAAAACGACGACAAAAAUGGUGUCGUCUGAAAACCAGAAGAAGAGCUACCACUCCCUCCUGGCCGCCAAGCUCAGCAAGCUCACCAUCCCAUCUUCCUCCCCACUCUCCUCGUCGCCGCCGACCUCUGCAGCUCAGGACUUCGACUUCAACGAUGUCUUCGGCCCCCCAACCCCUUCCACUUCCACAUCGAACCCUUUUCACGGGGACCCACUACCACAAGUUCUACAACAACACCAACCCCUUAUCAUCCACAACCGGUCCCACUCCUUCGUGGGUCCGUCCCCUCGCUACGCCCCUGCCCAAACCCAACAAUUCGAUUUGGAAUUGGAUGAAGAUGAAGAAGAAGAUGAAGAAGACGUCGACCAAGUUGAAGAAUCCAACCCUGAAAGUAGGGACCCAAACGACGUCGUUUGCGGUGAAAAGACCAGCCAGAGUCCGGUGGGGAGUAGUAAUGUGAAGAUUGGGCCUGGGGAUUUUGAGAUUAUGAGGGUUGUGGGGAAGGGUGCGUUUGGAAAGGUUUUUCAGGUGAGAAAGAAGAAUUGUUGUAAUGGUGAUGGUAAUGGUGGUGGGGAUGGGAUCUAUGCCAUGAAAGUUAUGAGGAAAGACACCAUUAUUAAGAAGAACCAUGUUGAUUACAUGAGAGCCGAGAGGGAUAUCCUCACCAAAGUUGUGCACCCUUUCAUUGUUCCUCUCCGCUAUUCUUUUCAGACCAAAUCUAAGCUUUAUUUGAUCCUCGAUUUUGUAAAUGGAGGCCAUCUCUUCUUUCAAUUGUACCGCCAGGGUAUCUUCAGCGAGGAUGAUGCAAGGUUUUAUACUGCUGAGAUAGUAACUGCAGUUUCUCAUCUUCAUAAAUGCGGGAUCGUUCAUCGAGAUCUUAAGCCUGAAAAUAUUCUCAUGGAUGCCGACGGGCAUAUUCUGCUGACUGAUUUUGGAUUAGCAAAAGAAAUCGAUGAAUCAAGCAGGUCGAAUUCAAUGUGUGGAACAACAGAAUACAUGGCUCCAGAAAUCUUGCAAUCUAAAGGCCACAACAAAGAUGCAGAUUGGUGGAGUGUUGGAAUACUCUUGUAUGAGAUGCUAACUGGGCAGCCACCAUAUACCCAUGAAAAUAGAAAGAAACUUCAAGAGAAAAUCAUCAAAGAGAAAAUGAAACUUCCACCUUACCUUACCAGUGGAGCUCACUCAUUGCUUAAAGGAUUACUGCAAAAGGAACCAUCAAGAAGGUUAGGCAGUGGACCUACCGGAGGGGAUGAGAUCAAAGCUCAUAAAUGGUUUCAAACCAUUAACUGGAAGAAAUUGGAGGCCAGAGAAAUCACGCCAAAGUUCAAGCCAGAGGUAAAUGGGAAAGAUUGUAUAGCCAACUUUGACAAGUGCUGGACAGUAAUGCCUCUAGUUGAUUCACCAGCAUCCACACCAACUACAGGUGAGCAUUUCCAAGGUUAUACUUAUGUAGCACCAAACCCUUGGCUUUCAUCUGAUUCAACAUGAGUCUCCCAUCAAAAAGAAUAGAAGAAAAAAAUAUAUGAAAGGAGAAAUGGGCAUUUGAAUAAAUUAUCUUUCCAUGAUUGAUUUGUAACCUAAUUUGCCUUAAAAAAAGUCUUAUCAUUGUAGCUCAUGUACAUUUUAGUAUAGUCUGACUAAAAAGUGUAAGACUGUAAAAAUCUUGAAGCUUCUUAUUCAUGAAUGCAAUCCUUGGGGAUUCAGUUUUCAUGAACAGCACAGAUGCUAUGCUUGUAUUAGCUUUUACUUGUCAGAAACGUCGUGGUGAGUAUUUAUCCUUCUUA
Messenger RNA from Humulus lupulus (European hop), 2048 nucleotides. RefSeq names its product serine/threonine-protein kinase AtPK1/AtPK6-like. Gene Ontology annotation, biological process: protein phosphorylation. The record is from RefSeq and is a predicted model, not a curated record. The coding region runs from base 283 to 1752 and encodes 489 amino acids. NCBI's taxonomy places the organism in Eukaryota, Viridiplantae, Streptophyta, Magnoliopsida, Rosales, Cannabaceae. The transcript has 6 exons. Gene Ontology annotation, molecular function: ATP binding; protein serine/threonine kinase activity.